Phytophthora infestans T30-4 is the source of this 957-nucleotide messenger RNA. RefSeq names its product RXLR effector family protein, putative. The coding region runs from base 1 to 957 and encodes 318 amino acids. The record is from RefSeq and is a predicted model, not a curated record. The transcript has a single exon. Lineage: Eukaryota; Oomycota; Peronosporomycetes; Peronosporales; Peronosporaceae.
AUGAAGCGACUCCUCUACCAGUUUGGAUUGACUUCUUGCAUCGCCAUCACGACGAUUGAUGCCAAUGCGCCUAUUACAAGCUCAAAUUCCCAGGUGCCCAAUGUUGACAAUUGGGUUCCAAGUGCUACCACUACGUUCUUACGGACUAGCGAAGACGAAGACAGAGCGGGUCUUUCCGUACCUGCUAUCGAAAAGCUAAAAACUUGGUUCACGUCUUCGAAUGUAAAGCAGCAACAGCUCCAGACUUGGCUAAACGAGGGGAAAUCAGCAGAGACAGUGUUCACGCGCAUGAAACUUACGAAUCUUGGGUCAUUUCUGCUCAACGAUCCCCAGUUCAGUGUGUGGCUUAAGUACGUCGAUGAUCUGAAUGCCAAGACCUAUCAGAAACGAAUCCCCGCGAUCUCGAUACUGACGACUCAGUACGGCGACGAUGCACUGUACACGAUGUUUGAACAUGCCACGAUGAUCUCACGGACGAAAGACCUCGCCAAGAGAUUGCAAACAGACCAAAUGGAGCACUGGGUAGCCAUUCGCAAAGAUCCUGCUGAGGUCUUCAAUUUAUUCAAGCUUGACGCGGGGAUAAACAUUCUCAGCAGCCCAAAAUUCACCGCUUGGGCAAAAUACGUGGACGAUUUGAACGUAGACAACCCCGAAGACGCAAAGUUUAUGAUCCCGACGCUAAGACAACACUACACGGAUGUCGAUAUACUCCAAAUGGCCGAGUCGGCGAAGAGUGUGGAAGGGACCAAAACCAUCGCUUCAAGACUGGAGACUGAAGUGAUUAAGCUCUGGCUAGUCGAUCGAAAGACACCGGAUAAAGCCAUGGCGGACCUUAAGCUGGGUACAGCGAGCCCACUUUUGGAAAAUCCAUUGCUAAACAUAUUGUCCAAGUACUUGGAUGUGUACAAUGCCAAGUUUCCUCAACACAAAACGACAAUGAUCGAGACGUUUACAUGA